GAGGUAAGUGGCUGUUGAAGUCGGGCGGACCCGGAAUCCAGAGGAAACAGGACCAUGACUUAUGCUUAUCUCUUCAAAUACAUUAUCAUCGGGGACACAGGUGUGGGGAAGUCAUGUCUCCUCCUGCAGUUUACAGACAAGCGGUUCCAGCCUGUCCACGACCUCACAAUAGGUGUGGAGUUUGGGGCCCGUAUGGUCAACAUUGAUGGAAAACAAAUCAAACUACAAAUCUGGGAUACGGCUGGGCAAGAAUCCUUCCGUUCUAUCACCCGUUCCUACUACAGGGGAGCAGCUGGAGCACUGCUGGUGUAUGACAUCACAAGGCGUGAAACCUUCAACCACCUGACCUCAUGGUUAGAGGAUGCCAGGCAACACUCUAGCUCCAACAUGGUUAUCAUGCUGAUUGGAAAUAAGAGUGACUUAGAGUCCCGCAGGGAUGUGAAGAGAGAAGAAGGCGAGGCCUUUGCUCGUGAGCAUGGACUUAUAUUCAUGGAAACUUCAGCCAAAACAGCCUGCAAUGUUGAAGAGGCCUUCAUUAACACAGCCAAAGAAAUAUAUAGGAAGAUCCAGCAGGGUUUAUUUGAUGUCCACAAUGAGGCAAAUGGCAUCAAGAUCGGUCCUCAACAGUGUAUUUCAACAUCAGUUGGACCCAGCACCUCCCAGCGGAACUCUGGUGAUACAGAGUCCAACUCUGGCUGCUGCUGAACAUCUGACCUGGACUCUUUUUUCCCUUCCUGGAACAGCUUCAGAUCAAUAGGCUUAAAGAAAGAGGUCUUACUUUGGCUGAGAAAAGCCUAUUUUCAAGGUGUGAUAUUUUGCCUUUCCACUUAAAGACCAGGGGAGAAUUUGGGCCCUUACUGAACUGUCCCUUCUUCAGGGACAUGAGAAUUACCUAUAGAUUAGGGCUCUUCUUAGCCUCCUGUUUUAAUUUCUAAAAUGUUAGGAUAAAAGUUGACUGUCCUGGCAAUUAAAAAAUAAAUUAUUUUAGAAGUAUACAUAAUAUGCUCCCCACCAGGAAUUAGUAACAAGGGUCUGGCACGUUCGGCUUAAGCACUUGAGGUUACUGGGAUCUGGCUAGCUCCUCAGUCUAGGAGCCUUACUGAGUUUUUCCACAUGCCACUUUGCAGUUCCUUCUUCUUGAACUGCUCAAGGAUGCUGAAUACUUUUCUACCAUUCUAUUACUAGUUUCCCUGUCUUAGAGUAACUACAAAACUUUUGAGAAUAGUGGAGUUGCUCCUGGACCUGUGGCCACUUAUUAUCAUCACCUAAAGAAAACAUCUUUCCCUCUUUAUUUUGUUUUAGGGACCAGACCUAACAUUGCAGUGUCUCUCACUGAAUAGACCCCUAUUGUUUCAUCACAUUCACUUCUUAACGAGACCUGUUGAGACUUUUUAUUCUAAUCAAGCUAAUCUGCUUACUUACCGGACAUCAUAUUUACUUCCACGUCUAUGCCUUUGCACAUGUCCUACUCUCUGCUAACAUUAUACUCCAAGUCCAAAAUUUUUUCCUUCAAAAAGUCUUCUUUGACUGACCUAGGGACUUCUAAACAAUUAUUGAUACAGGACCCCUUAGCUUUCAUAUGUUGUUUAUUCAGAUGUAUAUUUAUUUGUAUUUAUGUUGCUUUGUAAAUAUGUUUUAUAGUUGUUUUGUGUGUGGAAUUUGUGUCCCCACAUAAGUUGUAAGCUCCUUGAGAGCAGGGACCACAUUAUCCUGAUACUUUUGUAAAUCACUCCCUCCAUCAUUCCUUCACAGUGCCUAGUGUUAUUUAUGUGGUCAUUGAAUUUAACUGACAUACUUAAAGACUUGGAACAAGUCUAUUUUAAACUUCAGAGGAAACAAAAGUCAUCUAUUUCUAACUCUAUCUCAGUCUCUUCCAUCUGUGUACCCUGGGUUAUCCUAUAUUGCUCUUUUCCCUCUCCUCUCUUUUCCUCCCCUAGCUCUAUGCUUCCAUUCCAUGAAGUGUACAGUAAGGCUGUCUGCUUCUAAGCAGUCUAAUAAGUGGGUAUUUCUCCAGCCAUCCUCAUUUUCAUGAGCAUAUAUAAUACUAUCCUAGCCAAAUUUGCCUUUGCUUCCCUCAUCAUUUGGUCUUCUGGGUCAGUUGCUGUAUCUUUUUGCUGUGAUGUCCCAUACUACUACACAGUACUGAGGUCUCAUGAAUUUUUCUAAAUUUUUUUGUUGUUGGUGGUGAAUUGUUUCAUUAUUAAAUAUAUGCAUGUAUCCAA
This is a messenger RNA of Pteronotus mesoamericanus, 2222 nucleotides long. RefSeq names its product RAB2B, member RAS oncogene family (gene RAB2B). NCBI's taxonomy places the organism in Eukaryota, Metazoa, Chordata, Mammalia, Chiroptera, Mormoopidae. Gene Ontology annotation, biological process: positive regulation of exocytosis; vesicle-mediated transport. Gene Ontology annotation, cellular component: Golgi apparatus. The transcript has 8 exons. Gene Ontology annotation, molecular function: GTPase activity; GTP binding. Bases 55 to 705 code for a protein of 216 amino acids. The record is from RefSeq and is a predicted model, not a curated record.